AUGCGCCCUCCACGUUUUCUAGGCGCCGUCGCUACAACAUUAAUUCUCCUUACCUCAUUCGCACACGCCUCGCCGCGACCCAAUGAAGAACCGGCAGAAUCGAUAGAAGGAAGAGAUUCCAACGAAGGCCAAACCGAACAACAUGAUACGAAAUAUUUCCAUGAGCCAGGAGGAGAUGAUUCAUUAGGACAUUACGACAUACGAUAUUUUCAAGGAAACCCCGUUAGCUAUGAAGAAAAACAAGAUUCCCUCCGAUUUCUCAUCAAAUCCUACUUAACCACUUUCCGCGAGCGCAAUAUCGAGACGUGGAUUGCGCAUGGAACGUUAUUGGGUUGGUGGUGGAAUGGCAAGAUUAUGCCAUGGGAUUGGGAUUUGGAUACGCAGGUUUCGGCGGCGACUCUGGCCUGGUUGGGUGAAAAUAUGAAUAUGACGAUGCAUAACUAUACCGGACGAGGCGAGGAUGGAUCGACCAUCACUCGAGAAUAUCUUCUCGAUAUUAAUCCGAAUCAUGUUGAGAGAGUGAGAGGAGAUGGUAUGAAUGUUAUUGAUGCGCGUUGGAUCGAUGUGAGGAAUGGCUUAUUUAUUGAUAUUACGGGACUUGCGGAAGUAAGUCCUAGUACGCAGCCGGGAAUUUGGAGCUGUAAGAAUUAUCAUCGUUAUAGGACGAGAGAUAUUUAUCCAUUGAGGGAGACGGAGUUUGAGGGUGUACCCGCAUUGGUACCGUAUAGUUUUGAUAGGGUUCUCACGGAUGAGUAUAGUCCGAGGGCGUUAACGAAAACAUUACAUGAAGGAUGGAACCCCGAACAAAAAGAAUGGAUCCCCGAAACUCCCAUCGGUAUCCACGAUAAACGUCAAGAAACCCAAGAUCAAUCCCAAUCCCAAUCCCAAUCUCAACCUCAAGCACAAGCACAUCCACACAUGCCCCGCAGUAUCCAAUCAAACGGUAACCAAAAAGCCGGACUAAGAAAUCUUUUAAACGUAUUAUGA
This is a messenger RNA of Sclerotinia sclerotiorum 1980 UF-70, 987 nucleotides long. RefSeq lists its product as hypothetical. Bases 1 to 987 code for a protein of 328 amino acids. The record is from RefSeq and is a predicted model, not a curated record. Lineage: Eukaryota; Fungi; Ascomycota; Leotiomycetes; Helotiales; Sclerotiniaceae. The transcript is spliced from 2 exons.